AUGGCGCCAGUGUCGGGACUGCCAACCAAGUCGACGUCCAACCUACCAGGAUCGCCAACGAAGCAGGUCUCUGGGCUUCCGGAGCAACAGUCGUUCUACAAGGACAUCCAUAUGGAAACCGCCAAGGGGGCUCCAACCAUGAGCAGCUACAACGAUGUGCGCAUGGGCACAGCAAAGGCAUUUUCAGCAAAUCCGGACGAUAUCAGGAUGGAUACCGCCCGCGGGAGUGGCACAACCGUUCGAGCAAGCAAGUUGAAACCCUGGGAGGCCGCCCUGGUUCAAACUCCAGAAGUCAAACGGAAAUCUACAGUCGCCCAACUCUAUUUCUUGGAUUACUAUUUCCAAACAUUGGGUUACAUUGCAGCCCGGAAGGAGCGAAGGGCAGCAUUCGACAAGGAUACAGCCUCGCGCAAACUAUCAUCGGCUGAAUACGCCAAAGAGUUCAAAUCCUACUGUGGGCGAGAACGGGUUCUCCUCCGGAAACGGCGUACGAAGCUCAAGGUCGACCAAUUCCACAUCAUUGCUCAAGUCGGACAGGGAGGCUAUGGUGAAGUCUACCUCGCAAGGAAGCAGGACAGCGGUGAAGUCUGUGCACUCAAGAAGAUGCGGAAACGGACAUUGUUCAAGAUGGACGAAAUUCGCCACGUCCUCGUGGAACGCGACAUCUUGACUGCGACGAAGACCCCCUGGCUAGUCCGAUUACUCUACGCUUUCCAAGACCCGGAGUUCGUCUACCUCGCCAUGGAAUAUGUCCCUGGUGGCGAUUUCCGCACCCUUCUCAAUAACUCAGGGGUGUUGAAGGAAGAGCAUGCCCGCUUUUACAUCAGCGAAAUGUUCGCCGCCGUGAACGAACUUCACAAACUAGGAUACAUCCAUCGGGAUCUCAAGCCAGAGAACUUCCUUGUGGACGGAACGGGUCACGUCAAGCUCACUGAUUUUGGCCUCGCGACGGGUGCUCUCAAUCCCAAGCGGAUCGAAUCGUUGAAAAUUAAAGCAAGUUUGGACAAAGUGAAGAAUAAUGAAAUCGUUCAUCGAUCAACGAUGGAGCGAAGGUCUAUAUACCGUUCGAUCCGAAACCAAGAACCCAGGUACGCCGACUCGAUCGUCGGAUCCCCGGACUACAUGGCACCUGAAGUUCUGCGAGGUCACGCUUACACCUACUCGGUCGACUACUGGUCCCUCGGUUGCAUCCUCUUCGAGUUCCUCGCAGGAUUCCCUCCUUUCAGCGGCAGCACGCCCGAGGAAACGUGGACUAACCUCAAGAACUGGUCUAAAGUCCUUCGUCGACCCGAGUACGAUCGACCAGAAGACUUGAUUUUCAACCUCACCGACACCGCAUGGCACGCAGUCACUCGCCUCAUCGCAAGCAGUCACUCCCGCUACGACACCAUGGACCAAGUUAAAUCGCAUCCCUUCUUCUAUGGCGUCAAAUGGGACGACCUACGCUCCGUCCGCGCACCCUUCGUCCCCGCCCUCGACUCCGAAAUCGAUACCGGCUAUUACGACGACUUUACCUCGCCAGAGGAUAUGGCCAAGUAUGCUGAAGUCAAAGAGAAGCAAAAGAACGUGGAGAAGGUCAAGGAGAAGGAGGAGGAGUUUGGAAGGGGUGUGUGGGUUGGGUUUACGUUCGGCAAGAACGGGCCUGGGGUGGGUGCUCGGCCCAACUUCGACGGUUACGAUGACGGGUCGCUGGCCACGAUCUUCUAGAGGCCGCUUGUUUUCUUUUUUCCUUGUCCUUAACGGGUUUGGGUAAUGGGCUACAUGGACUGCAAGUGCAGAGCACCAUAGCCUCAGCUUCCGAGCCGGCGUAAACCAUGUCCACAGAUAGGCCCCGCCCACCUUCUCUACAAGUCUGAUAGAUGUGAUCGCAUAUUACAGAUACCACACAUCUUGCCUUCUUUCAACAUUUUGUUAAUUGUCCUUCUCGAGCGCCUAAUACCAUCCGCUUCCCAGUUCUUCUUUUGUCUUUUCUUCAUCAACUCUUCCCCCUACCGUCUUCAAGUCUCUUUUUCCCCCACUAUUAUUGUCAUUAUCGUUGUCUUCACCCGCUAUUGUCGAGUAACUAGUAUCCUUUUCUGAUGGUACGUAGAUCCCAUUGUACAAGUCUAUAAUUUUGAUCAGUCGAUCCCUCUACAUAGCCUGUUGAAUGUCC
This is a messenger RNA of Coprinopsis cinerea okayama7#130, 2152 nucleotides long. Its product is annotated as AGC/NDR protein kinase. The record is from RefSeq and is a predicted model, not a curated record. Gene Ontology annotation, biological process: peptidyl-serine phosphorylation; intracellular signal transduction. Gene Ontology annotation, cellular component: spindle pole body. Lineage: Eukaryota; Fungi; Basidiomycota; Agaricomycetes; Agaricales; Psathyrellaceae. Gene Ontology annotation, molecular function: protein serine/threonine kinase activity; ATP binding. The coding region runs from base 1 to 1707 and encodes 568 amino acids. The transcript is spliced from 7 exons.